AUGAGUGCUCGCGAAAAGAGAUCUAACCCCACGCCACCCGAGGAUGGGGGCUUCAUUUCCACGAUCUUGGGGCUAAUCGAUCUGCUUGCUCGGUUGUCUCGGAUUGGAAUCUCGCUGGUUAGAAUGCCUACCGUCUUUAUUGGUGUCUCUAAACUGGACAACAUGAAGAAGCGAGCACGAUGUAACUUCCUAGCACGAUUGUGGAACCUUGGUUCUGGCUGGCUGCGCUUCAGCGCCCUUUCGACCGCUGUAGGGUCUGUUUCCCCCUCCGUGACCCUAUCAGGCUAUCAAAAACAUGGGCUAGUGGGGUUCUUUUGGAUGUGGUGGGUUUGGCGCCAUAGUACCACGUGGAUCAUUGGCCGAAUCAUAUUGCGUCAGGGAGAUAUAACAUGGUUUCUUGGUACACAACAUACCACCACACUAAUCCUCGCAGCAAUCGUUGUGGGGUCGACCGUCGUGAACUACUCUGUUUUGUUUGGGCUUCUUGGUUGGGUCAUAUGUGGUGGCAUGCUUGCUAGUCCUCCUAUACCUUCUCUUUCGACCAUUUACACAUCCAUACACCAGGCACUGAAACUAGAGGACAACCGAGAUGAGGUACCAUGGCGUGAUGAGCAGGCUGGACAACCCACUACGACAGCGCAAACAUCAAGCUUUCAACGCUCAUCACUUCGCCCGCGGGCAUGUGAUCAAGAGAACCAAAAGAGUCGGUUAAUUCUAGCUGUUCAGGCUAUUCAAAACGAUCCCGAACGCAGUAUUUGGGGCGCAGCCAAGAUUUACAAUUCCUCCGCCUACCCUCGCGACUGCACGCCCAAAUCCCGGUAA
This is a messenger RNA of Fusarium vanettenii 77-13-4, 822 nucleotides long. RefSeq lists its product as uncharacterized. Bases 1 to 822 code for a protein of 273 amino acids. The transcript is spliced from 3 exons. The record is from RefSeq and is a predicted model, not a curated record. Lineage: Eukaryota; Fungi; Ascomycota; Sordariomycetes; Hypocreales; Nectriaceae.